GUCUUAUCUGACUCAUAAUAAAUCUCAUUGACAUUUAAGUGAGAAAAAAAGAGAAAGAAAUUGAUGUGAAAAUAGUUUUGCAAUGUCGUGGAUUGAAUGGACUGAUAAUAAAUUUCGAGGCCUGGACCUUACUCAACUUAAAGUUGAUCAAGCAUAUUUGAAUAUCAGUAAUCAUCAGUCGCAGAAAUAUUUUCUUUACUCUCUGUCUGAGGAAUGCAUAAAAUGCCCAUUCCGUUUUAUUAAAGCAAUCAGACCGGAAAAUGAUACAUUAGUGAAAUUAAAUACCAAUAAAGGUUUCGAGUUGCGGUUGUUUUGGAAAGAUCAUGGACAGUACGUUGAUCCAAAGAUUGUUAAUGAUGACUUAUUUUGGAGUGGUCAGCCUGAUUUUGGGGAAUUUGGUGUCUAUGAUUUAUUGAUUAAAAAGACUGGACCUGCGAUGCUUGAGACGGCUAAGCAACCGGUGGAAACUUUAAGUUCAAUUCUCUUCAUAUCGAUCUUUCUCAUCUGUUUCUACUGGAUAUGCAAGGUCAUCAACAUCGUCUACAUAUCACGACCACGCAAUGCACAAGAGGCAACAGAAAAUCCGAUCCAAGAGUCAUCAUCUGAUAAUGAACUUGAUGCAUCAAAAGUUAAGAAAAGGCUAAGAAGUUUGGACAUUUUUCGUGGUGUGGCAAUUGUGUUGAUGAUUUUUGUUAAUAGCGGCGGUGGUCACUAUUGGUGGAUUGAGCAUGCAGUAUGGAAUGGAUUACAUUUCGCUGACUUAGUAUUCCCAUGGUUUCUAUUUAUUAUGGGUGUAUGCAUUCCAUUGAGUAUUAAAUCACAAGUUAAUCGUCAGAUUCCCAUAAACAGCAUCGUAAGGAAAAUAUUUAAGCGGUCAAUAACUCUAUUCUUCUUGGGUUUAUGCCUGAAUACUCUUUGGGGUGCAACGUUCCAAAACAUUCGUAUUUUUGGAGUUCUUCAGAGGUUCGGUGUUGCUUACCUCGUCGUCAGUCUGAUACAUCUAGCAUUUAUGAACAAUUCCGUCAACGCAGAGACAAGAAUUCAACAAUUAUUCUACGAUGUUCGAAUGAUUUGGAGACAAUGGCUUGUAAUCUUGUCUCUUAUUGCUGUCUACUUGAUCUUCAUCUUUGGAGUUAAUGCACCGAACUGUGAUCGUGGAUAUCUUGGCCCUGGUGGCAUCCAUGAAUAUAUGAGUCAUAAGAAUUGCACUGGAGGAAUUGCUGGAUAUAUUGACAGAACAAUUUUGGGUUCAAGUCACUUGUAUCAACGUGCUAAAAUUCGUUCCGUUUACGAUGCUCUUCCAUUUGAUCCUGAAGGACUUUUUGGAUGUAUUAUGACUUGUGUACAAGUCUUUUUGGGGGUUCAAUGUGGAAUGACUUUGAUUGUUUAUGCAACAGCUAAAGAAAGACUGAGACGUUGGAUUUUAUGGGGAUUAGGAUUAUUAGCACUAAGCUGUGUAUUGACUUUAUUCUCAGUGAAUGAUGGUUUCAUACCAAUCAAUAAGAACUUGUGGUCAUUAUCUUUUGUGACUGUCACAGCUUCACUAGCUUUCCUGCUUCUCAGUUUAAUUUACUAUCUUGUCGAUGUUAAAAAUAUCGGCGAUGAUUUUUGGACAAUUUUCUUGUAUCCAGGAAUGAAUGCAAUUGUUUUGUACGUGGGUCAUUCAGUCUUCCACAGCAUGUGGCCAUUCCAUUGGUCUCUGGAUGUUAUGAACACGCAUUUUGUACUUCUUUUGGAAAACCUUUAUACUGUAAUUAUUUGGAUCUUAAUCUCACACUGGCUGUAUCACAAAAAGAUCUUUUAUAACGUUUAGCCAAGCUUAAUUAUUUUUAUUUUGAUUUUUUUAUGCUUAAAGGCUAUUAAAUAACAAUUUUUUACACACAAUUUGAGACUUUAAAAAAUGGCAGUGAAGAUUCUUUUGUUUGUUUGAAGAAAAUUUGAUGAGAGGAGGAAAACUACUCAGCUCAGAAUUUCUGGUUGUUUCCUCUUGUAUUUUUACAUUUUUAAUUUAAUCAUUUGUUACCAGUUUAUCAACCAUUGAUUAUUAACCAAAAAGCUUCUUUGCUUUACAAUUUACAAUUUUUUGAUAUUUUAAACGCAUCAAUUUGAAU
Chironomus riparius is the source of this 2111-nucleotide messenger RNA. NCBI's taxonomy places the organism in Eukaryota, Metazoa, Arthropoda, Insecta, Diptera, Chironomidae. The record is from the annotation of a GenBank genome assembly.